This is a messenger RNA of Ambispora gerdemannii, 612 nucleotides long. Lineage: Eukaryota; Fungi; Glomeromycota; Glomeromycetes; Archaeosporales; Ambisporaceae. The record is from the annotation of a GenBank genome assembly.
AUGAACAAUAAAAACCAUAAUAAAUUGGCGAACGAAAAUCCGACUAAUUCCACUAACACCACUUCUAUUCCUCGCUCUGAUCAUAAUAUUACAACCACCACAAAUCCUUGGACAAGUACAAUCACACCACCAUUAGCCAAUACUCUUCUCGCCGUAUAUGUUCGAAUUCGGCGAAAAAAACACCGACAACAAUUACUAUCAUCUGCAAUAUCUGUCGCGGAAGGAGGAAUCUCAGCACCAGAAACAGGAAUGUCAGAAUCUUAUCAAAAUCAACAACCAACAUCUACUCCUUCUCCAACACCUCUUCCACCACCACAGCCGUUACCGUCACCCCCGUCUCCUCUAUCCACAAUCGAUUCAUUUUCGACACGCGGAUCAGGAUCACUCUCUAGUCCUCGUUAUCAAGUCUCCACGCUACAGAUCGAACCAAUGACACGACGGGUUACCUUGAAUCUUGGCGAGAGAGGAAGAAAUAUCGUCUUGAGAAACACUGAUGGUUCUGGCACUGAUCACGUAGUUAAUGUCAUUUCGAUACAAGAAGAGGACGAGAAUGAGAGUGACGGGUUGUCGAGUUCUUUCAAGAAAAAAGUCAUGUUUUGGCGAGGACCAUGA